Paecilomyces variotii is the source of this 1774-nucleotide messenger RNA. Its product is annotated as putative ATP citrate lyase subunit. Gene Ontology annotation, cellular component: succinate-CoA ligase complex. The record is from RefSeq and is a predicted model, not a curated record. The transcript is spliced from 2 exons. NCBI's taxonomy places the organism in Eukaryota, Fungi, Ascomycota, Eurotiomycetes, Eurotiales, Thermoascaceae. The coding region runs from base 184 to 1641 and encodes 485 amino acids. Gene Ontology annotation, biological process: tricarboxylic acid cycle; succinyl-CoA metabolic process. Gene Ontology annotation, molecular function: succinate-CoA ligase (ADP-forming) activity.
GCUUUCUUUUUUCUUUUCUCCUGGUCAGCAUACCAUCCAAUUGUUCUCUGUCAGGACAGUUAUUUACUUCCGUUCUGACCUUCCUCCUUCCCCCUCUAUCGAUCUAUCUAUCUAUCUGUCUUGUUUUCCCUCCCCCCCCAAUAGCUCUUUUCCCCUGCACCUGUACACGACCGCUCCUCCACAAUGUCUGCAAAGUCAAUUCUGGAGGCCGAUGGUAAGGCCAUCCUCAACUACCACCUCACAAGAGCCCCCGUCAUCAAGCCCACGCCUCUGCCACAGGCAGCUACUCACAAUCCGCCCCCAAAGCUCGCAUCCAUCUACUUCCCUGAAGAUGCGGAUGUCAAGGGAGUGCUGGACCAGGCUGAGGCCACUUACCCGUGGCUGCUCACCAAGGGCGCCAAGUUCGUCGCAAAGCCAGAUCAAUUGAUCAAGCGACGGGGUAAGAGCGGUUUGCUGGCCCUGAACAAGACCUGGGAGGAAGCCCGGGAGUGGAUUGAGGCGCGCGCGGGCAAGGACGUCCAGGUUGAGACCGUCAAGGGAGCUCUCCGCCAGUUCCUGGUCGAGCCAUUUGUGCCGCACCCACAGGAGACGGAAUACUACAUCAACAUCAACUCAGUGCGAGAGGGUGAUUGGGUCCUCUUCACGCACGAGGGUGGUAUUGACGUGGGUGAUGUCGAUGCAAAGGCUGAGAAGCUGCUCAUCCCCGUCAACCUGAAGAACUACCCCUCCAACGAGCAGAUCGCUGCGACGCUGUUGAAGAAUGUCCCCAAGGGCGUCCACAACGUGCUUGUUGACUUCAUCUCCCGCCUCUACGCCGUCUACGUCGACUGCCAGUUCACAUACCUGGAGAUCAACCCUCUGGUCGUCAUCCCCAACGAGGAUGCCACCUCCGCGGAAGUCCACUUCCUCGACCUGGCUGCCAAGCUGGACCAGACUGCUGAGUUCGAGUGCGGCACCAAGUGGGCCAUCGCUCGUAGCCCGGCAGCCCUGGGUCUGGCGAUCACCAAGAAUGAGGGCAAGGUGACCAUCGACGCCGGUCCCCCAAUGGAGUUCCCCGCGCCUUUCGGCCGAGAGCUGAGCAAGGAGGAGAAGUUUAUCGCCGACAUGGACGCGAAGACCGGUGCCUCCCUCAAGCUCACCGUUCUCAACGCUAGCGGUCGUAUCUGGACCCUGGUCGCCGGUGGUGGUGCGUCCGUCGUGUACGCCGACGCCAUCGCCUCUGCUGGUUUCGUCAGCGAACUGGCCAACUACGGAGAGUACUCUGGUGCUCCCACCGAGACCCAGACUUUCAACUACGCUCGCACUGUCCUUGACCUGAUGCUGCGUGCGCCUAUGCACCCAGACGGCAAGGUCCUCUUCAUCGGUGGUGGUAUUGCCAACUUCACCAACGUCGCGUCGACCUUCAAGGGUGUCAUCCGCGCUCUGCGCGAGGUCGCCCCCGUCCUCAACGAGCACAAGACUCAGAUCUGGGUCCGUCGUGCCGGUCCCAACUACCAGGAGGGUCUGAAGAACAUCAAGGCCGUCGGCGAGGAGCUGGGACUCAACAUGCACGUGUACGGCCCUGACAUGCACGUCAGUGGCAUCGUGCCGCUGGCGCUCAGCGGCAAGCAAACCACUAUUAAGGAAUUCGGAUCUGCAUAAAGUUCAUGCUUUUAAAGAUAUCUGUGCUUUUUUCUGUUUAUGAUCGAUGUUAUUAAGCUCGUACGGCAUGGCACGGUAUGGACGGUUUCCGCUGGACGAAUACUCGAGAUACGGAAGAGCGAUGGGCGCUCUG